AGAUUUUAUUAAAAUUUCCGCCAUGUGAAAAAACGCGUUUAUACGCGAGAUGCUCGAGGUAAACAAUAUCAGAUAAUCAUCAAGGCUUAUCUGUUAUCUGUUAUAGGUUUAUCAUGCAGUGAUUGUAGUAGGAAGUAGGAACAGUUUACAACAUUUAUUUCUGUUUUUACUUUUUAGUUUAAAUUGUUAAAUUUAAUUUCACGCGCCAAGCACUUUCUUAUAGAAUACUUUAUUUUGCUUUUCACAAAGAGCGGAAGCCUUAUAUAAAACGUUGAUAAAGAAAAAAGAAGUUAAAUGUCAUACGCCCAACCUCGUUUAGGUGCUUAUAACACUACUCAAUUUCGCUUCUCACAACAACCCAAUCAGCCAAUCAUUAAUAGUUCUCUGCCUAGAACCAGGUUAAAUGGUUCUGUUCAGGGUAUGGUAACCUCUCAAAAGAGCGUUCCUAUUUCCGUAACUCAAAUAGCAGAAACUAAAAGACUUGCAGCUGAUAGGGAGGUUAUAGUUUUGUCUUCAGAUUCUGACUCUGAUACUGAAACUAGAAGACCUGUUGUGUCUAGAGAAAUUAAAGGUAAAGAGAAAGAAAAUAUUAGUUAUGUUAAUAAAGGGAUGUCGAAUUUAUUGAUAGAUUAUAAUAGUGAUGUAAAUCGAAAUAGUGUAUUUGACAAAGAUAAUCGUCAGCGUAAUGUUAUUGAUUCUUUUUCGAACAAUACAAUUAAACCAAAAUCCACACACGAAAGUACCAAUAAAAAAAACCUUCUUGAUGACUAUAAAUUAGUUCAGUCGAAUAAAGGAAACCCUUCAUUAUCCCAAAUUGCUAACCCAGUUAGGGUUUUUUUGAAUAUAUUGGAAGAUCAUAAAACCAAUAUAGAGUUUUUUGAUAUCAUAGUCGAUUUUACUAGGAUUUAUCUUGAAAUUUAUAAUGAAGAUAAACGAAUUAUUACGAAAAUAAACGACUUUCAAACUCUUGUGGUUGAUUUGAUAUAUUGUUUAAUGUCGAGAAUGAAAGGUAAAAAUUUAAAUAUAUAGUUACAUAGUAAACCGGAUUUUUUUUCAUUAUUAUUACAACUCGGAAGAUCUUUUUUUUAUUCAGAUGAUCAUUACAUGGCAACAUCAGAAAGAUUUAAGCAAGUCGAAUUGCUUGCACAGAAA
Molecule: messenger RNA, 1152 nt
Organism: Rhizophagus irregularis DAOM 181602=DAOM 197198
Lineage: Eukaryota; Fungi; Glomeromycota; Glomeromycetes; Glomerales; Glomeraceae
Source: RefSeq, a predicted model, not a curated record